AUGGAGGAAGAACUGGAAGUCAGCUCCCAUGCGGUUUUUGGUGGUUUGAAACAUAUUGGAACGAUCAAAAAGCUAGAAAAGUGGGAGCCUAAAGAGUUCAACGAUUGGAUUGUCACGUCUGAUGGAAAGUGGAACCUCUACGAUAACAGGAGACGUUCUAGACAGUGGUUGGGCACCGAUGAGCCAACCAGGAACUUCCCUAUGGCAAAAACCCAUAAAAAAACAACCAUGGUUACUGUAUGGCGGUAUUCACUGGAGUAUUACAGUUUGAAGUAUACCAAAGAAGAAGCUUCCGUUUCCACAGCCAGACUCCUGGGAGCCGUGGAAGACCUGACGAUGCCAAUCCAGGAUAUCCUAGACGAUUCCCAAUGGCGAUCAGAUAGAGGACAGCGCACAGCCUGGAACACCCCGAAGUCUCUUACCCCGGCCUAA
Molecule: messenger RNA, 432 nt
Organism: Leptinotarsa decemlineata (Colorado potato beetle)
Lineage: Eukaryota; Metazoa; Arthropoda; Insecta; Coleoptera; Chrysomelidae
Product: histone-lysine N-methyltransferase SETMAR-like
Source: RefSeq, a predicted model, not a curated record